This is a messenger RNA of Chaetomium strumarium, 504 nucleotides long. RefSeq lists its product as uncharacterized. The transcript is spliced from 2 exons. The coding region runs from base 1 to 504 and encodes 167 amino acids. The record is from RefSeq and is a predicted model, not a curated record. Lineage: Eukaryota; Fungi; Ascomycota; Sordariomycetes; Sordariales; Chaetomiaceae.
AUGGCAAGCCAAGGCGGGCGCUUAUCUUCAAGAUGGGGGUGGCUCCUCCUCAUGACAUCUUCGACGGCUUCGGCCCUUUCACUCGCCAAUGUCCAACCAAUCAUUCCGGCAACCGUUUCUCUUAGCUGUAUCCUCGCCUACUACGCCAUUAUUCCCGACUGUACGGUGGACGACUUCGUUCGGGGAGAUGCCUGCUCGGCAGCGUGUGUGGCGGGCCUGAAGAGGAUCCAGAACAACAUACGGGAGGCUUGCAGUGGCGCCGACAUCCCGUCCGACUCGGUGCUUGGGCAGGAGUUCGACGGCGGCACCCACCACCGUCACGGUCAGGCGCACCUCAACAAGCACGCCAGCGCUCAUUUUCACUACGGUUCGUUCCACGUCAACGAGCUCGACCACGUCAACGCAGACCGAGGAGUCAGACACACCCAUUUCCAGCAUCUCAUCAACCGCUACUUCUUCAACAACCAUUACAACAGCCGUCGAAUCUACUGCCCCAACGAGUGA